Messenger RNA from Fusarium mangiferae, 888 nucleotides. RefSeq lists its product as uncharacterized. The record is from RefSeq and is a predicted model, not a curated record. The transcript has 2 exons. Lineage: Eukaryota; Fungi; Ascomycota; Sordariomycetes; Hypocreales; Nectriaceae. Gene Ontology annotation, molecular function: protein binding. Bases 1 to 888 code for a protein of 295 amino acids.
AUGAAGCCUGUUGCCACAUCGCCUGAACAGCUCACCUCACAGGUACAUCGGCUGUCGUUCGCUUCACCCUGCCUCGAGAACGCUGGCUGUUUAGCUCCGGGCGAGGAUGUCAACAGAUCCUACCCUGCGAUGUUCGUGACCACUGAUGCCCGAUCUGCAGCCAGCCCAAUCGCCCCCAGCAUCCCGCAAGAGGUAGCCUGCCUGAAAUUUGCGGCUGGUGACGUUUGCCCAGGCUCAUCGCUUAGGACAAGCGCUGUCUCCUGUAUCAGGCUGCAAAGUGCCCUCCUUUCGCCCUCCCUCGAGGACCUGCCAAACGAGGUUUUGUUUCACAUUAUGGGUUUCCUGGACGUCAACGACCUUCUGUCAACGUCGAGAACGAGCCAUCUCCUUCGCGAUAUUUCUCAAGCCCCUAUUUUACACCGUUAUCGGCUUCAGCGAGCCCGAAUUAACCUCCCAUCACGCCUAUCGUCACCAUCUCGUCCAACACUGGCUGAUCUCAUUGCUCGUUCAAUCUUCAUGACAAAUACUUCCAUAGUUUCUCGAAAGUUAGCCCGAUCCUUGGUAUCAAUCAGGUUGUCUCGCCGCUUGGCAGCCAGACCCUCGGCCGCAGCUCUGGUUGAGCGUUCUGUUUUACCCAAAGAGUGCGUGCCUGGUAUGACGUCAGUGCAUGUGGCACCAGCAAUUGUUGCCAAGAAGAAGGCAAUUGAGAAAGAGAGAGUUAAGGACGGGUUGCGACAGUGGAUCGCAUCGAGAUGGAAGCGUGAAGUCAGAGAGCGCCAAGAUGGCGUAAGAAGAUGGGAGGAGAGCCGCGGCAUAGGACGCGUGUGGCGCCUCCGUAGGUUUUGGGAAAGAGUUAGUCGUGGCGAGGGGCGAGACAGUGCUUGGUAA